Lepisosteus oculatus (spotted gar) is the source of this 3028-nucleotide messenger RNA. The record is from RefSeq and is a predicted model, not a curated record. NCBI's taxonomy places the organism in Eukaryota, Metazoa, Chordata, Actinopteri, Semionotiformes, Lepisosteidae.
CUUACAUUAAGAAAAAAAAAUCACAAAGGAAAGACUGCUUUCUUUCCAAUGAAUAUGAUGCUUGUGGUUAAGCUGUUUUGUCUCUCUGAAUUUAAUAACCUUUUUUAUACGACUUGCCUGAAUUAGAGAUAAGGAAUUGGUUUUAACAACUGAAAGUAGGUUAUUCAAAGUUCUCUAAGAUGAGUGCUGAAGCGGCGGAUCGGGAGGCAGUAACCUGCAGUCGACCGUGUACUCCGCCGCAGACCACCUGGUUCGAGUUCCUCUUGGACGAGGCCUUGCUGGAGAAACACUUACAGAAACCCUCACCAGCUCAUUUGUCUAUCCCAGUGUUAAAUAUGCUUCUCAAUGAGCUCCUGUGCGUCAGUAAAGUACCCCCUGGAGUUAAACAUGUGGAUCUGGUCCUGUCUACCUUACCUCCUACUACUGCAAUGGCUGUGCUCAUCUACAAUAGAUGGGCUAUCAGGACAAUAGUGCAGAGCAGCUUCCCUGAAAAGCAAACUAAACCUGGACCUCACCAGUUAAAUAUGCUGAAUCAUGUGCAACAGGAAAAGGAAUUAACAGAAAACAUUUUAAAAGUGCUAAAGGAGCAGGCGGAUGACUCAAUCAUGGUUCUGAAGGGCGUCCUGGGGAUCAAGAAAGACUUUUAUAUCCAUACAAUGAGGACGCUGGACCUGCUGGCAGCCGAGUCCUGCACUGCCAAUGGAGAGACAGAGUGCUCUACCGCAGGAUUAAAGAUCAGUGCUGAUGAACUGCAUUGUCAGGUUCAUUAUGAUUUGGGAGCUGUCUUCUUUCAGCAAGGUAGUUCAGACCCCCUGGCCUAUGAAAAGGCCAGAGAGCAUUUCUUAAAAACAAGGGAAUGUCUUGCAAAGUUUGAUGGCAGAGCCCUGCACUGCAGGAUUGAUGAGAAAAGGCUGGCUGGGUACUGGAAUGCCUGUGGGGUUCUCACAGGCUCCUCAGAUAUCGGCGGCACCCAAAUGCCUUUAUAUACUCAGAUACACAGCUUUAUCAAGUCUGGAAAUUUUGAGGGUCUGAUUGAAUGUUUUGUGAAGGACAACAUCACCUUCAGCUUGCCCAGUUAUUUCAGACAGUCUGUCCUGAGGGAAUUUGUUCACAAAGCUCAGCAGGGGGACAGAGCAGCAGAUGAAAUAUGUUACAAGCUGUGUGCCUGCAACGCUGUGCGUGACGCAUUGGAGGGACAGGUCAUCAGUGUCCGUUUUAGGCAAUUUCUUCUGAAACCCAACAAAGACAAAAUUGACUUUUUAUUGGAGGUGUGCACACGGUCAUUAGAUAAGGACCAUGCAUCUGAGGCUUCAAAAAGGAACAUGGCAGCUUUUUUAAAGAGUCUGUGUGAGAGCCUAGAGGAUCUUCAGCUCGUGUUCAUGGUUUCUUCUCAUGAGCUCUUCAUGGUGCUGCUGAAAGACGAGGAGAGGAAGACCCUUCUUGACCAGAUGAGGAAGAAGUCCUCUACUGUCAGCUUGUGCACCAAACCAUUGCCUUCUUUUUAUGACAUUCCAGCCUCAGCCAGUGUGACGAUAGGCCAGCUGAAACAUCAGCUGAUUCUUUCCCUGGACCCUUGGCAGAUCCGUCAGAUUCUGAUAGAGCUGCACGGUAUGGCCGAGCGCCAGUUCUGGAGGGUGUCCAGCAAGUGGGAAGUACCUCCUGACUACCUUGGAGUUAUUUUGGGCAUCAAGGAUAACCUAACGCGAGAUUUGGUAUACAUUCUCAUGGCCAAAGGUUUACACAGCAUUGCAAUUAAGGACUUUCUGCAUGCCCGUCAGCUUUUUACUGCCUGUCUGGAGCUGGUGACUGAGUUCUCCCCCAAACUGCGCCAGGUUAUGCUGAAUGAGAUGCUCCUGCUGGAGAUAAGGGCACAUGAGGCCGGCACUGGCACGGGUACCAAUAGGGAUCGUCCACCUCCUGACCUAGUCAGCAGGGUGAGAGGUUAUCUGGAGAUGAGGAUACAUGAUAUUCCUCUUCGGCAGAUCAUAGGUGAGGAGUGUGUCGCAUUCAUGUUAAACUGGAGAGAGAACGAAUACCUUACACUGCAGGUUCCUGUGGGCCUUGUUCAGAAUAACCCCUAUGUUAAGCUGGGGCAGCUCUUGGCAGCUACCUGUAAAGAGCUUCCAGGGCCCAAGGAGAGCAGGAGGACAGCCAAAGAUCUGUGGGAAGUGGUUGUUCAAAUCUGUAGCAUCUCCAGCCAGCACAAACGAGCCAGUGAUGGACGGAUUAGUUUAAUUAAACAGAGGGAGUCCAGCCUUGGAAUCAUGCACAGGAGCAAUUUUGUGACCUUCAUCAAAAAACUACGGGAACCACUAGUGUUGACAACACUGAUAUCUCUGUUUGUGAGGCUUCAUAGCAUCGUACGGGAUGAUAUUGUAAAUGAAGUAACUGCAGAACACAUAUCUAUUUGGCCGAUAUCCCUACCAAACCUCCAGUCAGUGGAUGUGGAGACUGUUGCUGUAACCAUGAAAGAGCUGGUCAACUAUGCACUGACCCUGAACCCCAACAAUCAUUCCUGGCUGAUCACCCAGGCAGACAUUUACUUUGUGACAAACCAGUACUCAGCAGCUCUGCACUACUAUCUCCAGGCAGGGGCAGUUUGUUCAGAUUUCUUCACCAAGACGGUCCCUCCUGAUGUCUAUACAGAUCAGGUCCUGAAGAGAAUGAUUAAGUGCUGUUCUCUGCUAAACUGUCACACUCAGGUUGCAGUACUUUGCCAGUUCCUCAGAGAAGUGGAUUAUAUGACUGCUUUUAAAGCCUUGCAGGAGCAGAGCAGCCAUGAUGCUAUGGACUCCUUUUAUGACUACAUCUGGGAUAUGACAAUCCUUGAAUAUUUGACUUACAUUCAUCAUAAAAGAGGAGAGAAUGAAAAAAGACAAAUAGCUAUAAAAGCGAUUGGACAGACUGAGCUGAAUGCCAGUAACCCUGAGGAAGUGCUGCAGCUUGCUGCCCAGAAAAGGAAAAAGAAGUUUCUUCAGGCUAUGGCAAAGUUAUAUUUUUAGAGAGCAUGUAAUGAGUACAGAAAAAA